Molecule: messenger RNA, 1049 nt
Organism: Paramecium sonneborni
Lineage: Eukaryota; Ciliophora; Oligohymenophorea; Peniculida; Parameciidae
Source: the annotation of a GenBank genome assembly
UUAUGAAAUAAGCAGAAGAACAAUACUAAAAUCUCUAUAAGCUCAAACCAGAACCAGUUACUACCCCUGAAAUCUAAGGAUAUGAUUUUAAUUAAGGAAUCGAUUAUGAAGCACUCUUAAAAUCAUAUGCUAACUUUGGAUUGCAAGCAUCUCAAUUAAGCACUGCUAUCGAUUUAGUCAAUAAAAUGAUCCAUUGGAGAUUAGGUCCUAAUGAAGAUAAUGAUGAUCCCAAUACUAGAUGUACCAUUUUUUUAGGUUACACUAGUAAUAUGGUAUCUUCAGGGAAUAGAGAUAUAAUCAGAUACCUAGCUUAACAUAAAAUGAUUGAUGCAAUAGUGACUACAGCAGGAGCAAUAGAGGAAGAUUUAAUGAAAUGUAUUUCAACAUUUCACAAAGGAGAUUGGUAAGCAAAUGAUAAGGAAAUAAGAUUAAAAGCAAUUUGUAGGAUAGGUAAUAUUUAUGUUCCUGCAGCAAAUUAUGGUAAACUAGAAGAUUGGUUGAUGCCAGUAUUUUAAGAGAUGUACAAAGAAUAAAAAGAGAAGGGCACAAUAUGGUCACCAUAAUCAAUGAUAAAAAGGUUUGGAGAGAGAAUAAAUGAUGAAAGAUCAAUAUAUUAUUGGUGUGCUAAGAAUGAUAUACCAGUAUAUUGUCCUGCAUUAACAGAUGGGGCUAUAGGAGAUAUGAUGUUUUAUUUUAAUUACAAAUAUGAAGGAUUUAUAUGUGAUAUCCUAUAAGAUGUAGUAUAAUUAAAUAAGAAAGCAAUGUAUGCAAAGAAAUCAGGGUUGAUUAUAUUAGGAGGAGGAGUAGUAAAACAUCACAUAAUGAAUGCAAAUAUUUGGAGAAAUGGUGCAGAUUGGGCUGUAUUUAUAAAUACAGGAAUUUAAUAUGAUGGAAGUGAUGCAGGUGCAAAACCAUCAGAAGGAAUAACUUGGGGUAAAUUAAGAAUUGAUGCUGAAUAUGUAAAAGUAUUUUCUGAGGCAACUCUUGUUUUUCCUUUAUUAGUUGCAUAAACAUUUGCUAAAAAUUUUGAUGAAGCAAAAAGAGUUUGA